AGACGCGUGGUUUUUCUUCUAAUUAAAUCAUAAACUCAAUCAUCUUAAAUUCAAAUCACCACUUUUUAUUUGCUUGUUAUCGAAAAGAAUCUGUGCAAUUGUAUCAUUGUCGGCGAAUCGAAAACAAAAUAAUCGAAUUUGAUGUUGGAUUUGGUUGGUAUUUCUGGCAUUUCACUAUGACACUUUGCAUUCACGGAACGAAGUAAGGUUAGGUUGAUUGAUUGAUUGGCUCUGGUGUGAUUCGAAACAUAUUCUGAUUUGGCAAACGAGAGUCAACAUUUGACACGAUGAAUGGCUGGCCAAAUGAUCCAGGCAAAAUGAGGCACUACUCAAGCGAUGCAAUGGACGGUAAAGUCGAUACUCACACACCAAAUCAGUUCGAGAACAGUGCUGACAAUAAUUCUAAUUCCAAGCCAGAGCAUGAUAUCAAAGAAGAGCCAGAGGCAACGGAUUACGUUUUCAUGGUUUCGAUUCCAAACCAAUGUCAUGUGCUAGACGUCAAAUUGGAGCCGGUUGGUGACACAAAAAAUGGUCUACGAAACGUUGGAUCGCCUAGCGACGAGAAUUUCUAUUUGACACAUAUUGAAUCAGAGUCAAUUGCUGAAAAGAUGGAAAAUGCUGAUGUCAAACCGGAAGAAAGCAAGCAUGCACGGCAAAGCGUAUCUGUUCAUACAAUGGAUGAUUUUGUCUUGAAUAGCGAAGUUCAGCCGAAGAAUGAGUCGAUGGACACUGCAAUCGAUGAUGGGACGUUUAUUGAUAUGAAUGCCGCAGCAGUCGUAGUGGUCGAAGUUAAACAAGAGCCUAGGAUCAAAGUGGAACCAGAAGAUCACGAUGAACCACUUGCGGUGUCCAUGCCACGACAGCGUUACCGUGGUUCAACAGUUGAACUCGGCGUCGAUAGAGCAAACAAUGAGUCGAAUAUCGAAGAUUGGUAUCCAACGGAAUUUAAAGUCGAAGUGGAAGCCGACAUCAAAGUAGAACAGAAGUCAAAGGAAGGAAAGCGAUCAGAUAAAAAUGACGCACAGAAAGAAAAUGGAAAUCGUGAGGUGGAAGGACAGUCGAAGAAAGAUGAUGCGGUGCCGAGGUCAUCGAAUGGAAAUUUGAGGAAAAAGAGCAUUGCUAUGAAGGGUAGAGCUAAAGCGGUGAUCAAUGCUGCGCAUAGAAAACAGUCAGCGGCAAAAAGGGCCAAGAAACAGCACAAGUGCCAAACAUGUGGAUAUGUUGCGCCAAGACCAUCCAAUUUGAAGAGGCAUAUGUUCAAACACACUGGCGAGAAUCCUUUUCCAUGCAAUAUCUGUAACAAACGAUUCACGACGAACUCGAACCUUCAAACACAUUUGAAAACACACCCCGAUGAAUAUCCGUUCAGUUGUUCAGUUUGUCUCAAGAGGUUCGCACAGAAUGACGAAAGACUGGUGCACGAGGAUGUUUGCAAUGGGCGACACUUCGAAUGCCAUUUGUGCAAGCAGUACUCUACUCUGAUUGAGUUCAGCUUGAAGGUGCACAUGCGUGGGCAUAGUGGCGAUCGGCCAUUCCGAUGCAGCGUUUACUCCAAGAGAUUUACAGUACGAUGCAACCUAAAGGCUCAUUCGAAAAUUCACACAAAUCCUCGUCCGAUAAAAUUCCGAUGCAUGACGUAG
Molecule: messenger RNA, 1640 nt
Organism: Sitodiplosis mosellana (orange wheat blossom midge)
Lineage: Eukaryota; Metazoa; Arthropoda; Insecta; Diptera; Cecidomyiidae
Product: zinc finger protein 665-like
Exons: 4
Coding region: 288-1640 (450 amino acids)
Source: RefSeq, a predicted model, not a curated record